UGACAUAAUCCGUAACUUCUGGUUCAUUUGCCUCCAAGCAAGAUCACCUCCAGCUCAGGACUUGAGUCGUCGGGUCUAGCGCCUGAAGCUGAAGCCCUACUGGAGUAUCGGAUAAGGUCUUUCAAAACCACAGCUACGAAGUAGCACGUCACGACAGCGAAGUCUUCAUUUUUUCGCGGCGCAAGCGCUUGGCUUCACGCGAUGCGAUCUACCCCUCACCUGGACGUCCUGCCACCCUUGGUCGAAGCAGGGAAAACCGAUGAACUGGUUGAGUCUGGAAGGACACUCUUCACAGCCGUAUCGCCUUUGAAUGAUUCAUACGCUGUGUUCCUAGUUCCACUAUUCGAGAAGCUGUCCACGCGACCAAAACCCACCGAUUCAGAUGAACAAAAUGUCUAUUUUGUUAGCUCAAAGCCUCCACCUUCUACAGAACGCCGUUUAUUCAUUGGAGAUACCUCUAUCAUCUUUGCUGCGAUGCAAAACCUCACCAAAACGGUGGAUAAGAAUGGUGUAUACUCGACCCAACAAGAAAGUAUUCAACGUAGCAUCCGAAAGUUAGCAUUGGAUUAUGUUAAUUUUGCGAGGGAAUGCUGGAUACAUACAUCCCGAAUGGCAGGGGAAAUAGAUCAGGCAGACGCUGAUCAUUACAGGAGUUUGUAUACUUGCUUGUCGCUCUUUACCAUUCUUUACUUGCCCGAGUAUGGAAUGGAAAAUGCACCCGUUGGUGACGAUUUGAUGGAGUGGCUUAACAUCCACUUCAUCGAACCUUCUACUGAAGAAGGUGAUCAUCUGUCUGGCUUGGAGCGCCCGUGGGAAGACGAAACCUUUUGGCCAUAUUUAACUAGGGCUAUAUUACGGGGACUUCCCAAGGCAGUGGCCUUCUUUUUGGGGACGUUGGCGGAGCACCCAUCUGGGAAUUUGCGGAGAUUGGCCCAAAGCAUCAUUCCUUUACUUUCCACCCAACCAAAACUCCAACAUUUUGAUGCUGAACGCGACUUUGCGUAUGCUUCCCACCGGUGGAGAGAGAAAGUCAAGAUGCUCCGCAUUGAGCUUGACGAUGUUCCCGAGUCUGACAGACGAGACAGCUUCGAGGAUUGGUGGGAUCGCUUCAGCGAUAUUGUUGGUAUUUUAGAGGGACGUGAGGAGGUGAUACGGAAGGUGUGCGAAGACCUCGGGGCAGACUGGAGAGAGGUUUGCGUUGCCUGGGGCGUCUUUGUGGACACGAGACUUCGGCGCCAGGAUCUACCGGACGUUGUUGCUCAGGUGCUAGAAGACAUGCCCCCUGAUCCCACCAUCUUAGAAGAUAUGGUCCACGUGGCUCUUUUCAUGGGAGAUCCAUUAAAAGCACUAGAACAUGCUGCACAACUUGAUCCAUGGCUUUCUGCCCAUUUGGCGGAUAUGAUGGAACCGCUCUCAUUAGUAGAACAACAGGCGGUGAAUGAUGAGUCGGAGCUCAGUGUUAGAGAGUUCUACGUGCUUUCUUAUACCCACUACCUCCACUCCGAUCCCGCGAUGUGGAGGAUCACGGUUUCCUACAUGUACUCUUGUGGGAAAGUGGGAGCCGCCGCUGCGGACGAGAUCCUGGUUCGCGUGCCUCUGCGACUGCAAAGCAAGCCCUCAAACACUAACGACAGUAGUCACAGUCAAGCCGAUCAAGGUGACCUCUCCGCAGUUGUGAAGGACGUCAACGCUACUUGUCACGAAUACCAAAGGGAAGCUGCGCGGAGGACGGUUUGUAAAAUCGCUGCUCAGACGUUUGUACAAAGGAAGGAAUACGGCCUUGCAAUAUCAUACUAUUCCUCAGCAGAAGAUUGGCCGGGCCUUGGUCGAGUGAUCGAUCGUGUCCUGCAAGAGUAUAUUCGUUCAGGACCGGAGCAGUACACAAAGUUCGUAUCUGGCAUUGCCCCGUCUUUGCAGGGGCUGCGCGCAAACUCCGCAGCGCAUGGUGUCUUCAUCCAUCGGUUGAUGUUUGCUGUGCGAUAUGCCGAGUUCCAUCAACGACUGUUGAAUAGAGACCUUCAAGAUGCCGCUUGGGAUCUGGUGUCUAUGCUUCAGGAAGGCAUUGCACCGAAGGCUUGGUGGGCGGUCUUACUUUGUGAUGCCAUUGAGUUGCUCCAGUAUGACCCUACUCCACUAUUCUCGUACGCAAGCGCAUGCACACUGUUGCGAGAUUUGGACGAAAUCAUUUCCAGGACAGCACAAGGGGCAGGCGAAGACUAUCUCAAAAUUUUGGAAUCUAAACUCCAAAUCGAUGGGCAAAAAGACUCCCAGAAGCAGCUGCAGUUGGUUCGUUUUGCCUUGGCGAAAUACUUUGCCAGGUGCGCUAUGAUCGGCACAGGUGGUACCCAGACGGUUCGCAGAAUGGUGGAUCCUACAGUAUGAGGUUGCUGUAUUCCACUUCGUUCUAGAUGAAUUUGCUUUUCACAUUGCCACCGGGGUCGGCUUCAUGGACACUUUCAUUUCCGAGAGCUUUAAUUGCUUCAA
Molecule: messenger RNA, 2484 nt
Organism: Pisolithus orientalis
Lineage: Eukaryota; Fungi; Basidiomycota; Agaricomycetes; Boletales; Pisolithaceae
Product: Nup85 nucleoporin-domain-containing protein
Exons: 11
Coding region: 202-2382 (726 amino acids)
Biological process (GO): protein import into nucleus; mRNA export from nucleus; positive regulation of DNA-templated transcription
Cellular component (GO): nuclear pore outer ring
Molecular function (GO): structural constituent of nuclear pore
Source: RefSeq, a predicted model, not a curated record